CUUUCUUCUACAGCAGUCCGUCUAUCGACCUAAUUCCACCUUGUUACCUCGCACCUAAUGACCGACCAUAACCUUUCCUCCCCCUGAUUCCGGGCGGCGACAUAUCUGCAUACUUCUGUCUUUCUGGCGAUGCGCUCAGUCUUUACCAUGGACGAUGGCGACCCUCUACUUCUCAAGCUCGGGGCAGCAGCUGCAACUCGAUACCUCCAAUCUCGCAACGAUCGAUGACUUCAAAACUGCCGUGUCCAAAAACAGCUCCAUUCCCGCGCAGUACCUCAUCGCACUCACGCCCCAAGGGAAACCGCUGAAACAACAGGACCUGUCGUCCGAGACACCAGAAAUCUAUAUUUACGAUAUCCGAAUAUCUCAACCUGCAGCCCCGGGCAGUCCGUCCUCUGUCAGCGUCGAGAUCGGGCUUCCAAAGCCUUACAGCUUACCCGAGCCUCCAAACCGGAUCAACGACACCAAGUCACUACAAUCAUGGCAAGAGCUGUUCAGGUCGCGCCGGGCAUGGGCUGCGAGGGCGAUGGACGACUGUGCCUCGAUGGCGCAGGCCGCAAGAGACCGGUACGGCGAGAUGGAUGUCAUGAUGCGCUGCCUUGAUGCUGCCGUCGCAAACCUCGAGUCCGUUGUCAAGACGGUAGAGCCUAAGUAUCAGGAGCUCAGGAAGUGGGCCGACCCGGCCAAGUCCGAGUACAACACACUUGUCAAGAACUGGCAGUCAUAUCUGAGUCUGGCCCGCAGUAUACCCAUAAAUCCCGGCAUGGCUUCAUUCAUGACAGGCCGAAACUUCAGCUCCAAAAACGGCGCUGUCCGGCAGCCUACCUUGGAGGAUCUCCUGGACUUGGAUACCACGAGGAUGACGGGGCAACGGGCGCCACAGGCCCUGCGGAAAUUCAACCAGCGCCUCAGCGACUUGGAAAAGACGGCCGCACGCAUGGUCAAAAACUGCCAGGACGUCACUCGGGAUUUCGAGCGACUCAUAGAACGCUCUGCCAUGUCUCACGAUGGCGAGGCCGCACAGCUACUUGAGGAUAUUGCGGCUGUGGCCAAGAAGGUGGAUGCCGACCAUGAGACGACCAUGGAGCUCACAAACACCCCACGAGAUCUCCUGCAGGCUUCAAAGCUUGCCGCGACUCACACGGAGCGGUUGUUACCAAGUAUCCGCGCUAGAGCCCUUGAGAUGGAUGAGAUGCUUCGGUACGCAGCCCAACAGCGGAAUAACCUUGCCUUGGAGUCCGUAGACUUCAUGCGUAGUAUCACCGACAUAACGUCUCUCACGACCACCGUCAAGUCCCAGAUUAACGUACUCAGUUCGGAGGAAGAGCUGGCUACUUUCGACUACUUGAGACUUAUCCAGCAAGUUCCCUUCAUGUACGCGUCCUUCACCGCGGAAGCCUUGAAGCGAGGCGACUGGUACGAGAAGGUCAAGGUGGAUGCGUCUACUCUGGCAAAUGAAAUGUCUCUGUUCCAGGACGAGGAGAUCAAACGCCGGAAAAAGUGGCUCAAGACUGUCGAAAAUCUUUACGGCCCACAAACGACUUCUGGCGAAGGCAAUAUUGCUGGCCUGGAGGUCAACCUAUUAGGGCAGGAGGAAGAGUGGCCAACCAUGAACAAGCAGGAAUUGACAGCCUUCUACGAGGCUCUCCAGAAGCAGAAGGCCGAACAGGAUCUACUCGAUGACAUUGGCAAACUGAUUGUGGACCUGAACAAUCCGACAAAGCAGCAAUCGAAAAGGUUGAAAGCCUUCAAGAACGGGAGCAUCCACGAAGCGUCCUUGGGCAGGAGUGGUCUGCUGAUUCGGGGCGACGAGGAUGUUCUCCGAUCGCUACAGGAAGAAAAGCAGCGUGUCGAAAACAAACUCAAGACCGCGGAGAGCCGUGUGCGACGCUUAGAGGACUUACUUCACAGGCAGAGCCAGGCUUCCAGGCCAACGUUUGGAAACAUGUUUCAAUCCCCAAGCCAGCAACUUCCCGAGCGAAGCGGCUCAAGCGCCUCCGUGCAGAGAGCAGCCGAGGACCGAAGGCGCUCAUCAUCGGACUUUCCAGAGGGUCUUAUGCAGCGCAUCCAGCAGCUUGAAAGCGAGCUGAGUGCUGAGAAGCAGAAAUCUGCUGCUUUCGAGAAGGACCUGAAUGCUCGCACAAACCAGCACGAGACCUUCAAGGACCAAAUAGAAGAAGCCAAUGCUACCAAGAAGGAUCUCCUGGAGAACAUGGAGGCUUUGAAGAGGGAGUCUGUCGAAGAGCGCAAAUCCCUCGAAGACGAGAUCAAGAACCUCAAAGCGCGACUUGAGGACACCGAAGACGAGAUGGAGCAGGCCGGCGAAUCCCGAGAACAUGAGAAAGCGGGUUACGAUGGCACGGUCCAAGCCCUGGAGGAUGAGAUAGCGCAGCUGACCAAGGAGAGACGCGACGAAGAGCUGAAGUACCAGGGACAAGUCGACUUUCUCAGGAAAGAGUCCAAACUUCAGCGGGAACAGGUCGAGGAACUGGAGAAACGGAACCAAGCGGUGCAAGACGAGAACAAGGACCACAGUCAGCAACUGGAGGCCGCCAGAAAGGCUGCAGAAUCUCAACUACGAGUGUUGCAGGACUUGCAUCGACAACUCGAUCCCGGAGGACCCAUUCCAGAGGACCCAGAAGAACUCGUCGAAAGUCUGGCUAAUAAGUGCUCUGAUGUUCUCACUAAGGCUCAAGAUGUAGAGGCCAACCUUACCCUGGUACAUUCAGAACUGCACUCAGCCGAGGUCACCGUCAAGGAUCUUCGCGCCGAGAUAUUGACAGCCAAGGAGUCUUUAGCUAAAGAGGAAGGCUCAACAAUGCAACUGCGAGAGGAGCUUGGCGAAGAGAAAGCUCGUGUAGCGGCAGUUGAAGGCGAGCUCGACGAAACGCGCAACCAGCUCAACGUCCUCCGAGUCAAGAUCGCAGACGGGGAGACCGGCUCGGAGAGCCUACGAAAGAGGCUCGAAGAGGACGAGAGAAAGAUCACAACAAUGACGGAAGAUCUUGCGUCGAAACAAUCCCAUGUCGGAAGCCUUGAGGAGGAGCUUCACCUGUUCAAAAGCAAGCUUGACGAGUCGCAGCGCAAACUGGCUGUGCUCAGCGACCGAUUCGUGGCGCGAACAGAGCAUGCCAAAGACCUCACCCAGAAGCUCUACACUCAAAAUGAUCGUCUCAAGCGUCUGUUGGAAAGACUUGGUUUCUCGGUCAAGCGACAGGACGGCAACAUGGUUAUCCAAAAGAUUCCCCGCGCAGAGCGGUCUGUACAGAAUCUCAAUGAUUCUGUGGAUCCUGGCGCCUCUCUCCGCCGGUCAGGGACCCUCGCGCAGACCCCAGAUAGCAGUGAUCUCGAGUUGCUGUACUGGAUGAACAACUCAGACGCGGACACCGAGGCGGAGAAAUAUCAGGCCUUCAUGUCGGAGCUUGGCGGCUUCGACAUGGAUGCGUUUGUAGAGACCAUCUACAAGCGGGUCAAGGACAUUGAGCACAUGGCUCGGAAGCUACAGCGCGAUGCUCGAUCUUACCGCGACAAAGCCCACGCCCAUCAAAAGGACGCGCAUGACAAGAUCGCCUUCAAAAAUUUCAAGGAUGGCGACCUGGCCUUGUUUCUGCCGACUCGAAAUCAGAUGACCGGAGCUUGGGCGGCUUUCAACAUUGGGUUCCCACAUUAUUUCCUCCGCGAGCAAGAAGCGCAUAGGCUGCGCAACAGAGAGUGGCUGCUCGCCCGCAUUAGUCGCAUCCAAGAACGAGUCGUGGACCUAUCCAAGAGUCUGAGUAACCAGGCCUCGGGCAAUGGCGCCGCCGAGACAGACUCUGUUGACGAUGAGAAUGAUAACCCCUUCGAUCUUUCGGAUGGUCUGCGAUGGUAUCUCAUAGAUGCCCACGAGGACAAGCCCGGUGCACCCUCAACCCCGGGGCUUGGGAAGAGCACGGUCGCUGCUAAUAAGGUCGACGCGGUGGCAGAGCGGGCGCAGGUCCGGUCAGCAUCUGGCAAGGGCCUCGGGCUGGGGGGCCGCGGCCCAACUGGGAUCGACGGGGUGAGCAAGACUCUUUCUAAGAGCCUCGAGAGUCGCCGCUCCAGCACGAGUUCUAAGAAGGCCCUUCCCUUCGGCAUUGGCGCGGGCGGGAAGGCUAGUGGGCUCGCGAGCGAAGCCAAUUCCAUACGGGCCGCACCGGCAGACUCGCCCGACCCUCCUGCUGAGGGCAGCGGCCAGCAAGCACAAACCACCACAGAGCAGACUAAUGGCGGGGGCGAAGACCAGGCACAGGAACAAGCUCAGGUUGAAGGUGCUACCGCUGCGGAAGCGGAUCAACAGGGGCAGCGGCCGCUGCUAGACAGCGCAGCCGCGGGCACCGAGGGCCGCCGACUCCGGCUUCCUACCCUGGCGCAAGCACGCCAGCAACAGAGACCGUUGACGCAGCAGCAGCAGCCGAAUGGCGGCUCAGCAGAAGCUUCGGGCAGCAGCCCACCUCCUAAUAAGACCAAGAGGAAGAGCGUUAUAUGGGACUCGCUCUGGAGCCUGGACCUGAGCUAUGAGAGCGGGCGGAAAGGGAAAUAAUCCGUGUGCCACGACGUGAUGACGAGCAGAGGCUCACGGAUUAUAUCACGGCGUCUCGGGCAUUGGUUCGUAUAAUUGUUGUUGGAUGGACCGUUGGGGACUGGUUUUGCAUGCGUGGCAUAGAAAGUCGGUGCAUUGCAUUGGUGGUGUCCGGCAUCAUGAGAACAGACCUACGCCAUUUAUAUCUAAGUAUAUUUACCUCCCAUUAGCGUUUUGAAAUUCAGGAUGACCUACUGGCCGGUCUUAGUAUGGGAAACAAGGGAAGGCAUCCAUCGAUGAUAAUCGGUAUUGUGUACUGUACAUGAUUUGCCCAUGAGCGGACUCGGGGCGGAACCAAGUGAGUAGGCGGAGCGGGAAGCAAAGAUGAGUCUUAUAAUCAAUCAUUGAUCUUCCAGUGGGGCACUA
Molecule: messenger RNA, 4963 nt
Organism: Diaporthe batatas
Lineage: Eukaryota; Fungi; Ascomycota; Sordariomycetes; Diaporthales; Diaporthaceae
Exons: 4
Coding region: 155-4558 (1467 amino acids)
Biological process (GO): autophagy of mitochondrion; reticulophagy; positive regulation of protein phosphorylation
Cellular component (GO): Atg1/ULK1 kinase complex; phagophore assembly site membrane; extrinsic component of membrane
Molecular function (GO): protein kinase binding; molecular adaptor activity
Source: RefSeq, a predicted model, not a curated record